AUGCAUGAUCUAUCAACUGAAAUCAAAUCAAAGCAACCAAUUCGAUUAUCGCGAAAAAAUAAAAUUAACAAUGAAAAUGAAAAAAAGAAAGAAGAAACAGAAUCAGUUAGUCUAAAACAACUUUUUCGUUUUGCUAAAAAAUUCGAUGUGUUUUAUAUGAUAUUGGCGAGUUUUGCUGCUAUUUGUCAUGGAGCUGCAUUACCCUUAUUAUUACUUAUUUUUGGAAAUCUUGUUGAUAUAUUUACAAAUCGUUCAUUCAAUUUAUGUACACUUAAUUUGACGGCACUUUCAUUAACUUAUUGUCCAUCAGGAAUAGUAUUAACUUCAAUUAAUUUUUUGUCAGAUUACAAAUUAUGCAAUUUUACUGAUUCUAAUUUUACUAUACCAACAUUUGAUCUUACGGGUAAAGUUCGACAACAGGCAUUAAUUUUAGUGGGAAUCGGUGGUGGGGCAAUCAUAUUUGCUUAUAUUCAAAUAGCAUUCUGGUGUGUUUCAGCCGAGCGACAAACACGUGCAAUAAGAGAAGCAGUUUUUCGUUCAAUUAUGAAUAAGGAAAUACUUUAUUUUGAUAUGCAUAAAACAGUUUACAUUUUGCUUACAGCUAGUAUGACUGCGAAUGAAUUAAAAGCCUAUGGAAGAGCAGGUGCGGUAGCUGAAGAAGUGUUUAGUUCAAUUCGAACUGUUUUCAGUUAUAAUGGUGCUGAACAUGAACAAGCCAGAUAUGAACAACAUUUAAAUACAGCCAGAGAUUUUGGUAUAAAAAAGGGAGCUUUCAAUGGAUUAACCUUGGGAUUUGUGUGGUUUGUCAUAUUCUGUGCGUACGCAUUAGGUUUUUGGUAUGGAGCAAAAUUAGUUCGAGAUGAAGAUUUUCAAAUUGGCUCUGUAUUAAUAGUAUUUUUUGCAAUACUCAUCGCCGUAUUUAGUCUUGGUCAAGGUGCACCACACCUUCAAUCUCUAGCGCAAGCAAGAGGAGCAGCCUAUUAUGUUUGGAAUUUAAUCGAUACGCCGUCGAAAAUCAUAAGUAAUUCUGAUAGUGGUCUUAAAACUCCAGAUUUAAUCGGCGUUAUCGAAUUUUCAAAAGUCAAUUUUAUUUAUCCUUCAAGACCAGAUAUUCCCAUCUUAAAUGGUUUAUCGUUUGAUGCAAAAAGCGGGAAAACAGUUGCACUAGUCGGAAGUUCCGGUUGUGGAAAAAGUACUUGUAUUCAAUUAUUACAACGAUUUUAUGAUCCAAUUUCGGGUUCUGUUUCAAUUGACGGUCAUUCUGUUAGUGAAUACAAUCUUCGUUGGCUAAGACAACAUAUUGGAGUUGUUAGUCAAGAACCAAUUUUGUUUGCUGCAACAAUUAAAGAAAAUAUUAAAUACGGAAAAGACAAUGUAACGGAUAGUGAUGUUGAAAAUGCAGCAAAAAACGCAAACGCGCACGAUUUUAUCAUGACAUUACCAGAUCAAUAUGAAACAAUGGUAGGAGAAAGAGGUGCUCAACUAUCUGGCGGUCAGAAACAAAGAAUUGCGAUAGCAAGAGCAUUAAUAAGAAAUCCAAAAAUUCUAUUACUCGAUGAAGCAACAAGCGCUUUGGAUAACGAAAGUGAAAAGAUUGUUCAAGAUGCUUUAGAGAAAGCAUCAAAAGGACGAACUACCAUUGUAAUUGCACAUCGUUUAUCGACCAUUCGUAAUGCAGAUAAAAUUAUUGUGAUUCAGAAAGGUUCCACUAUUGAAGAAGGUGAUCAUGAUACACUGAUGAAUAAACGUGGAAAUUAUUAUGCACUUGUUCAAGCACAAAAUUUAAAAUUAGCCGAAGAAGAAGCGGAACGCGAAGAUGAAGAUAUAUAUCCUGAUGAAACAAAUGUUCGUAGAGAUAGACGUUCAACGGUGGCAAGUUUAACGCCGUCAAUGUUGGCAACUAUAUGUGGAGACAAAACAGAUGAUAAUAAUGACGAAAUGGUAUUUCAAGAAUGUGAUCGAGACGUACAAGAACACAAGGUUCUUGUUUAUGUCCUAUUAUUUAUUGGAUUUGGUAUUCUAAUGCUAAUAACUAUGUUUUUACAAAGUUAUUUAUUUGCAUGUAGUGGAGAAAAGUUAACGAAACGUUUACGAGCUAAAGUAUUUCGAGUUAUAUUAAGACAGGAUCUAGCUUAUUUUGAUGAUCAGAAAAAUAAUACCGGAGCAUUGUGUACACGUUUAGCCGUUGAAGCAUCAGCUGUUCAAGGGGCAACAGGCAUUAGAAUUGGUCUUAUGCUUCAAAAUUUUUCCAGUCUUGGUGUAGGUAUUAUACUUGGCUUCGUUUAUGGUUGGGCUCUAACACUAAUGCUUCUCGGAUUUAUUCCACUCAUCGUUAUUGGUGGAUUUUUACAAUCAAAACUAGUUAGUGGAUUUGCAAGCAAAGACAAAAAGGCUCUAGAAAGCGCUGGAAAGGUGGCUGUAGAAGUUAUCCAAAACAUUCGUACGGUGGCACAAUUAACAAAAGAAGAGCAUUUUGGUAACGAAUAUGCUCAUUUAGUGGAAAUCCCAUACAGAUCAUCAUUGAAACGAGCAUAUAUAUUUGCUUUUUUUUUUGCCUUGACAAAUUCUAUUACGUACUUCGCCUUAGCAGCAUUAUUUUCGCUCGGUGCAUAUUUGGUCGAUCAAAACAAAAUGAGUUUCGAAGAUGUUUUGCUGUAA
Molecule: messenger RNA, 2658 nt
Organism: Didymodactylos carnosus
Lineage: Eukaryota; Metazoa; Rotifera; Eurotatoria; Philodinida; Philodinidae
Source: the annotation of a GenBank genome assembly